Molecule: messenger RNA, 1989 nt
Organism: Mollisia scopiformis
Lineage: Eukaryota; Fungi; Ascomycota; Leotiomycetes; Helotiales; Mollisiaceae
Exons: 2
Coding region: 271-1989 (572 amino acids)
Source: RefSeq, a predicted model, not a curated record
ACUACCGAGCACAAUUCACCGAAGAUCAAUCUGAAGGCUUCCCCUUCCGCCACUUUGAAUCGAAUAGAAUCGCUGAAAGGUUCGACAGAGCAUGUUCUGAGCCCUCUUGGCCGCCUAGCGGUACUCUCGGAGGCUUCCCAGACGAGCGACCUCGACUGGGCUUUGAUACGUAUUGACUCACCUCUACCCCUGUCAAUCCAUGAAUCACCUAGAUAUACUCGUACUCAAAGCGUCGCACGAGAAAUACCCCGGAAAUCUAAGAUACAAGUUAUGACAACUACCGAGUAUAUCAUUCAAGGAACCAUCACUGGGGGUUCAACCUUCAUGCAACUUCCUCACAGCGUCGCAUUUCAAGAAAUGUGGUCUGUACAGCUCGAUGGACCACUGAGACACGGGAAUUGCGGAUCUUGGGUUGUCGAUUUCGAAAGUGGGGAAUUUUAUGGAUAUAUCACUGCUGGAGAUCCACGCACCUCUAUCGCCUAUAUCGUUCCCGCAUAUCAGGCUUUCCGUGACAUUGAGCAGAGAUUAAACAAGAAAGUGAACUUUCCUAGCUUUGAAGAGACUUCCUCUUUGCAAAGAGCUCAAACGCCAGAGAAAGCUUCAUUACAGAGCCAGACCUUGUUCUCUCCACCACAGCAUGAAAAAGUGUUAGUAGAUGGCUCUCUUCCGAAAGGGGAUUGCCGCUACAUUUUGUUGCAUGCCGAGCUCAAAGGCUUAAGGUGCUCUUGCACUGGGUUGAUGCGGAAUCGAUCAAUUCCGGGGAGUACCUGCGACUGUGGUCAUCAAGCAUGCUACCAUGCUCUGGAAAAGGAUUCGACUUCCUCUGAGGGAAAAGAACUUGUGAUUUUGAGAAACAAAGUUGCUCUACUAGAAAAAGAGCUGGACAGAGAGAGGCACAAAGGCCUUACCGACAGGCUGGGUCAACUGGAAGAUCUUGUUGACAAAAUGAGGACAGAGAACGAAAACGACUUCAAAAAUACGCAUCAAAACAUCGCAGGUCUUUGGCAGCACAUCGGAACUCUGAUUAAACAGACAUCGUAUUACGAUGACCAAAUUGAAGGAUUGAUUGACGAUGCGGAACGAAUGCGUUCUCGGUUAACUGAAAUUGACGAUGCGUCCAUGUGCAUCAAGGAUAGGGUCGAGCAACUUGAGGGUUCUUCAAUUACUACAGAACCGAUCACUGCUAAGCAAAUAUCAGAAGAUGAAAUCGAGACUGGCAGUCCAACGGACCCUCAACCUCGAUCUAAUGUUGAGCUCGCUCAUAUACAAAUGUUCAGAGAAAGACUCACCUCGUUGGGCACCAAAGCUGAGUCUUGGACAGUUCAUGUUUCUUUGCUGCCGACAGCCUCACAGCCAUUCCCCUUUGAGAAGGAUACCGCGGCAUACAAGCGAUGUUUGUCGAGAGGCCUUAAUCAAAUGAUUGUCAUCACCAACACAGAUCACGAGUCAUUCACUGCCGCUGUCAACGAAGCUUUCUCCAAGAUCUUGCGAGGGCGUCCUUGGCAGCCUCUUAUUGCAAGAACCUGUGACGCUAGAAAUCUACGAGGACUUCCGAUGCUACGUCAACUUCCAGAUCGGCUUAAUAGCGGGAAUUAUGACGCUGAUUUUCUGCAAAAGAACUGUGCCAUCAUGGACGAGGAGGGGAAAAUAUUGGACAUAUACAUCGCAAUGGUGGAAGACUCUUUAUCAUGGGCUGAGUUGAAAGCCAUAGCUCCAUAUACGCUAGGCCUCGAUUCAUCAUGGACAUAUGAUCCACUCUUGGAUGGGCCAUAUAACGAGGGCGGCGAGCACAAUCUCGGCGUGGCAGUACCGGAUAAGUUGCACCCGGCUGGAGAUAUCCUGCCUCCUUGGUCGCCAUCACGGAAGCGCAAGGAGUCUGACAUGAGUAGAACACCUAGCUUCAGUUCUUCAUCACAACCACAACGUAGUUCCACCGGUAUGGGAGGCAAAAGACGGCGAGAAGAGACGCAACCGAGAUAUAUAAUUUAG